ACAACGCCUCCGCCCGCGCCGCCUCCUGCUCCCGCUUCGUGGAGCUGCCCGAGGGCGACGAGGCCGCGCUCAGGGAGGCCGUGGCCACCGUGGGCCCCGUGGCCGUGGCCAUCGACGCCACCCGGCCCAGCUUCUUCCUCUACCGCUCCGGGGUGUUCGACGACCCCCAGUGCUCGCAGGAGGUGAACCACGCCGUGCUGGUGGUGGGAUACGGCUCCCUGGAAAACAAGGAAUAUUGGCUGGUGAAGAACAGCUGGGGCGUGCACUUCGGAGACGCGGGCUACGUCCGCAUGGCGCGCAACGCCUCCAACCUCUGCGGCAUCGCCAGCUACGCCUCCUACCCGCUCAUCUAGACCUGCUCUGGACCUCAUCUAGACCUGCUCUGGACCUCAUCUAGACCUGCUCUGGGCCUGCUC
Molecule: messenger RNA, 416 nt
Organism: Serinus canaria (Common canary)
Lineage: Eukaryota; Metazoa; Chordata; Aves; Passeriformes; Fringillidae
Product: cathepsin S-like
Exons: 3
Biological process (GO): immune response
Cellular component (GO): lysosome
Molecular function (GO): cysteine-type endopeptidase activity
Source: RefSeq, a predicted model, not a curated record